Messenger RNA from Myotis lucifugus (little brown bat), 2601 nucleotides. It is a transcript of the gene ADK, whose product is annotated as adenosine kinase. Bases 78 to 1166 code for a protein of 362 amino acids. Gene Ontology annotation, biological process: purine ribonucleoside salvage. The transcript is spliced from 11 exons. Gene Ontology annotation, cellular component: cytosol; nucleus. Gene Ontology annotation, molecular function: adenosine kinase activity. Lineage: Eukaryota; Metazoa; Chordata; Mammalia; Chiroptera; Vespertilionidae. The record is from RefSeq and is a predicted model, not a curated record.
UUACGAGGCGGGGGCGGCACUGCAGCGCCGAAGGGGUGGGGCGCACGCUGGAUCCUAAGUGGAGUGGGAGCGCGAAGAUGGCCACGGCAGAGGAGGAGCCGAAGCCCAAAAAGCUGAAGGUGGAGGCGCCGCGAGCGCUGAGUGAAAAUAUUCUCUUUGGAAUGGGAAAUCCUCUUCUCGACAUCACUGCUGUAGUGGAUAAGGAUUUCCUUGAUAAGUAUUCUCUUAAAGCAAAUGACCAAAUCUUGGCUGAAGACAAGCACAAGGAACUGUUUAAUGAACUUGUAAAAAAAUUCAAAGUCGAAUAUCAUGCUGGUGGUUCUACCCAGAAUUCAAUGAAAGUGGCCCAGUGGAUGAUUCAGAAGCCACACAAAGCAGCAACAUUUUUUGGUUGCAUUGGGACAGAUAAAUUUGGGGAGAUCCUGAAGAGAAAAACUGCCGAAGCGCAUGUGGAUGCUCAUUACUAUGAACAGAAUGAGCAGCCAACAGGAACUUGUGCUGCAUGCAUCACUGGUGGCAACAGGUCCCUUGUAGCUAAUCUUGCUGCUGCCAAUUGUUAUAAAAAAGAAAAACAUCUUGAUAUGGAGAAAAAUUGGAUGUUAGUAGAAAAGGCAAGAGUUUAUUAUAUAGCAGGCUUUUUUCUUACCGUUUCACCAGAGUCGGUGUUAAAAGUGGCUCAGCAUGCUUCUGCGAACAACAGAAUUUUCACUUUGAACUUGUCUGCACCAUUUAUUAGUCAGUUCUACAAGGAACCAUUGAUGAAAAUUAUGCCUUACGUUGACAUACUUUUUGGAAAUGAGACAGAAGCUGCCACUUUUGCUAGAGAGCAAGGCUUUGAGACUGAAGACAUUAAAGAGAUAGCCAAAAAGACCCAAGCUCUGCCAAAGGUGAACUCGAAGAGGCAGCGAGUCGUGAUUUUCACCCAAGGGAGUGAUGACACUAUAAUGGCUACAGAAAGUGAAGUCACCGCUUUUGCUGUCUUGGAUCAGGACCAGGAAGAAAUUAUUGAUACCAAUGGAGCCGGAGAUGCAUUUGUUGGAGGUUUCCUGUCUCAGCUGGUGUAUGACAAGCCGCUGACUGAGUGCAUCCGUGCUGGCCACUAUGCAGCGAGCGUCAUAAUUAGGCGGACUGGCUGCACCUUCCCCGAGAAGCCCGACUUCCACUGAGGAGGCGCAGGAACCCAGGCCAGGGGGCACAGACACUGCCCGACCGCUUCCUGAGAAUCCCCAGCGUAACACAGAAAAUGAUCUGCCACCUUUUCCUACAUAAUAAUGGUCAAUCUUAACUUAGAAUGUGUAGUAAUGCUCAGUAGAAUCUUUAUUCUCUCAACAAACUCAAAAAUGAUUGUUUAUUUCCAUAGUGUGAUAGUGCCACUUAAAUGUCAAUUAAACAGGAAUAUAACAUUUCAAUAGAAAUUUUUAUUUCAUUUUCAAUUACUUUGUAAAUUCAUGUGUAUUUAGCAAAUUGAUCAGGUUUUUUUACAUUUCUGCUUUGAAUGCAGGUGCAAUUUAAUAUAAUAGAUAUUUUUAAAGGAAUUAACCUAACACAUCAAUCUUUAGCUUUUUAUACAAGUAUAUUUAGGGAUAUGUGUGUGUGUGUGUAUGUGUGUGUGUGUACACACAUUCAUACAUAUAUGUACCACAUAUACACACAAUAAAUAGCCAAAUAAGGUACAGAAAUAUUUACCUUGCCAAGUUAUGCCAAAUCAUCUCUUCAGUGUAUAAUCAAAUAUAUCAUAAACUUUGGAUAAUUAAAUAACUUGCCAAAUUAUAAAUUAUAUUAUAUUCAAAUCAUAAUCUUAUAUUUACUUAUGGUACUCUGUAAUUUGAUACAAAUAAAAGCUUGUGAUAUGGGAAUUUUUUCUGUCUUUGCUCUGUCAGUGCUCAACAAACUGAGAAAGAAAAAUCAUUAUUUAAUAUUGAUCCCUGAAAUGAUAUCGAAUUUGUUACUGGAGAUAGAAGAACAAUAUAACACAUUGAAAAAUAAUAAUAUUGGAGACCAAAACAUCACUGUUUAAGGAAGAUGAAAUGGUACAAUAGAACCUCAGGAGUCAGACUUACCUUCCCAUGAUCCUGGGAAAAUUACUCAGCCUCUUUGAGCUUCAAUUUCUUUUCUGUAAAAUGGGAUAAUAGCACCAAUGUACAAGGUUAUUGAGGUGAUUUGAGAGAGAAAACAAAGUAUAAAAUGCUUGGUACAAUGCCUAAUAAGUGCUUAAUUACUAUUUUUAUAAUGAUUAUUGUUAUUGAAGAAAAAAGGAUAAUAUUUAUAAAACUGAAUUAAAUCAUAGAAAAAGGUUCAAGUUUUUGUUUUAUGUUUAGGUAAACUUUAAGGUCUCCAAUGCCUGCUUGUCCUUUUGAAGUAUUAUUGAGAUAAUUAAUGUACCAGAGAAUCUUCCAUUUUAAAGGAUACAAAUCAGUGGUUUUAGUAUAUUCACAAAAUUGUGCAGCCAUCACUGUAUCUAAACCAAGCACAUUUUCAUCACCCCAAGAAAGAAACCCUGUACAUCCCAAUUCACCCCAUUCUCAUCCCCUGGCAACUACUAGUCUAUCAUCUGCCUGUGUAGAUUUGCCUGUUUUGGACAUUCAUAAAAAUGGAGUCAUA